AUGAUGAAGCUCCACCUGAGUCUAUUUGUGGCAGCUGCUUCCUGGCAUUAUGAGUCCUGCCUCGGCUCAGAUUUAGCACAAUCCCAGCCCCAGAUGGGCGACGCCGCAACACUAGCAGCACCUACCGCUGUUCCACCACCUCAUUGGAUGGGUCAGGCACCAGGUGAAUUCCCUGCGGCGCCUGUUGCUGGAGUUCCCUACCCCGCACCUCCUGGGACUUGGGGGUAUCAGCAGACUGCUUUCACUCCGGGUCGAGGGGAUUAUCCUCCUUACCCAGCCCCUCCUGCUCAGUAUCCCGUACCUAUAGGAUUCCACCCUGUGCCUGUGAUAGCCACGCCGGACGCAGCAAGUCAUCGGACUGCUGAGAAUGAGAAUAACACUACAGAGGAGAGCGUUUCUCCCGCGUCGCGAGAACGAUCAGCGAGGAAAAGCAUGCUGCGCGCCGUCCUUUGGGUCUUUGUUCUCAACAUAUGUUUACAUAUCUCACAGGCGCUGGAAGGCACCCCUGACAGAACCAAUAUGCUGCUAAUGUUCCUUUUCACAAUUCCGCACCUGUUGUACCUGGGAUCUGUUGUUAACUUGCUCGUGAAGGUUAUUACUUGGUUCAAGCGUCUCUUCUCUCGGGUUACAGCCGAUGACGGAGAGUCGAGGGAGAAGGUACGCAAGAGGGAGAAAAAGGAGCGGAACAAAAAGCUCUCGAAAUCUAAGGGGCGCAGGACAGAUUAG
Molecule: messenger RNA, 726 nt
Organism: Eimeria acervulina
Lineage: Eukaryota; Apicomplexa; Conoidasida; Eucoccidiorida; Eimeriidae
Exons: 1
Coding region: 1-726 (241 amino acids)
Source: RefSeq, a predicted model, not a curated record